AUGCGGAAGGAUAUUUGUUGUGAUACCGAACAUGUACUAAAAUUAAUUGAUAAUAGAUCAAUACGACAAACAUUUAUUAAUCAACUAGCAAUUAAUUUGAUAAAUGUUAAUCAAAAUAUAUUUGAAAAAUGUUUUAUAUUUUUGGAUGAAAAAAGAAAACUUCUUGAUUUGGAGAAAAACUAUGGUUUAGAUAAUGGAAGUGAAGAACAAAUUGAUGAAUAUUCAAAAACAGUAACAUUUAUAUUUAUAAAAAAUAAAUCAAUAUAA
This is a messenger RNA of Rotaria sp. Silwood2, 267 nucleotides long. NCBI's taxonomy places the organism in Eukaryota, Metazoa, Rotifera, Eurotatoria, Philodinida, Philodinidae. The record is from the annotation of a GenBank genome assembly.